UGUUAAAUGUUUUUUUGUUGUUUGGUAAAUCGAUACGUGUUCUUUGCCUGAAACCAGAAAGAGAAGAGAGAGAAUCUUAUCUUUUUUAGCAAUAUUUCCUCCCAUUAAAUAAUAAUCGAUUAUGAUCAAUGCUUCGAAUAAUAUUCUAAAUGUUGAUGAUGGUGAUCAACAACAUCACCAUCUGCAUCAACAAAAUCAACAUCAACACCAUCAAUUUGUUCAUUAUCAACGUUUCAAUAAUUUUCAUCAAGAACAAACAUUAUCACCAACGUCAAAUACAUCGCCUGUAUCGUUACAGCCACAACCGCAGCAACAACAAACACCAUCUUUAGCAUCAUCAUCAUCUUCUACGGCAAUUAUUUAUCAUCAUCACCAGCAUCAUAAUCCACAUCAUAAUCAGCAUUUAAUUUUUUCACCUAUUUCGACACAACAAUUGGAACAACAACCACCAUUACAAUCAACAACAAAUGAAACAACAACAACAACAAUAUCAUCUGGUUUACGAUCACCAUCAAAUCCAGAUGAUGAUCAAUUACAUGAAAAUCGUAUUUGUUUUAAUUGUCGUACAACAAUAACACCAUUAUGGCGUCGUUUUGGUCCAAAUCAAUUUCUUUGUAAUGCAUGUGGCCUUUAUCAACGUGUUAAUGGUCAACAUCGACCAUUAGUUCGUAAUGUACGACGUUUAUCAACAACAACACGUCGUGUUGGUCUGAUCUGUGCUAAUUGUGGAACAAAAGCAACAUCAAUGUGGAGACGUAAUUCAUCCGGUGAUUCGGUUUGUAAUGCAUGUGGUUUAUAUUUUCGAUUAAAUGGUAUUAAUCGUCCGGCAACAAUGCGUAAAGAAACAAUACGUACACGAAGACGUCGUACAAUUAAACCAUCAUCAUUAAUGAUGAUGAAUAUUCAUAAUCAUCAUCUUCAUCAUCAUCAUCAACAACAACAACAACAACAGCAACAACAACAAAUGAAUGAUUCAUUAUCAAUGAUGAAUAAUUCAUAUCAAUCAUAUCAUCAUCAUCAAAAUCGCCAACCCUUUACCAUAUCAUCAUCAUCAUCAUCAACAACAGGGGCUACAGCGACUAUUUCAACAGCAUUAUCAAUACCAACGGCAUCCAUAUCGAAUAUUAUUGAAUAUCAACAACAACAACAACAAUCAUCAAGUCUUUCAAACAACAACAACAACAACAACGAUGAUUCAAUAAAAACCGAAAACAAUGGAAAUAAUAAUAAUUUAUCAAUGAUAAUUUCAUCAUCAUCAUCAUCAUCAUCAUCAUUGUUUUCCAAUGAACAAUCAUCAACAAUAAUCAAUAAUAUUGAUGAUUUUAAUUCAGAAACAACAUCAACGGCAGCUACAACCACAGCAACAACCACAACAACAACAACAACAACGUCCACACAACAACAACAGCAAUCAUUGAAUGAUAACGGUGUGAAUAAUAAUAAUAAUCGUUUGAAUGAUACCGGUAUUCCAUAUCAACGACAUGAUGAACAGGAACAAAAUCAACAUCAACAUCAACCACAUUCAUCAAUUAUCAUUGAUGGAUCGUCAACAGCGAUAAUAUCAUCAUCAUCAUCAUCAACAAAACAAAAU
Messenger RNA from Dermatophagoides pteronyssinus (European house dust mite), 1591 nucleotides. RefSeq lists its product as uncharacterized. Gene Ontology annotation, molecular function: DNA-binding transcription factor activity, RNA polymerase II-specific; RNA polymerase II cis-regulatory region sequence-specific DNA binding; zinc ion binding. The record is from RefSeq and is a predicted model, not a curated record. NCBI's taxonomy places the organism in Eukaryota, Metazoa, Arthropoda, Arachnida, Sarcoptiformes, Pyroglyphidae. Gene Ontology annotation, biological process: cell fate commitment; positive regulation of transcription by RNA polymerase II; negative regulation of transcription by RNA polymerase II. Gene Ontology annotation, cellular component: nucleus.